Octopus sinensis (East Asian common octopus) is the source of this 2544-nucleotide messenger RNA. Its product is annotated as zinc finger protein 93-like. NCBI's taxonomy places the organism in Eukaryota, Metazoa, Mollusca, Cephalopoda, Octopoda, Octopodidae. Gene Ontology annotation, cellular component: chromosome. Bases 470 to 1789 code for a protein of 439 amino acids. The record is from RefSeq and is a predicted model, not a curated record. Gene Ontology annotation, molecular function: chromatin insulator sequence binding; DNA-binding transcription factor activity, RNA polymerase II-specific; RNA polymerase II cis-regulatory region sequence-specific DNA binding. The transcript has 2 exons. Gene Ontology annotation, biological process: regulation of transcription by RNA polymerase II.
UGACCAAUGAGCUCACAACAAUUCACUUCCUUCGCCAUAUCUUCUAUAGAGAAAGUAAGUCAUUGAGACGAGCUCCGAUUCACCAAUUUCAGCCGUUUAUUUACUGAUAAAGGUUUACACAAGAUUAUCAGAAAACUUUGGCAUGAAAGAAUUCGCUACACAGAUACAUCAUCAAUAAUUAUCAUCUUUUAAAAACUAAAAAAAAAAAUGUUAUACAGAGCUCUUGUGAUCCUGUUUAUACAAACGUCUAUUGACUUAUUGUGAAAUAUUUCUUCAUUGCUGUGUGAAGUAUCUGUAUCAGAUGAUUUUGCAUUUGAUUUUCCAAAGAGUUUCCAGCAUCUUCAAAUAUCAGUUAAGAUCACAGUUAAUGAAAAUAUAGCAGUGAAAUUGUUUAUAAAGUGUAAACUAUAGAAACAAAAACCAGAAAAAUAGCCUUAUAUUGGAGUGAGAAAAGAAAAUUAUUCAGAAAAUGUGUGAAUUUACAGGAUUGAUACCUCUUGAAAAGACGCAAAGCGAAGUAAGAAAAUCUUCACACUACUGUGAUAUCUGUGAAAAAUCGUUCUCCCAGAAGAGUAACCUUACCACUCACCUGCGUAUUCACACAGGUGAGAGGCCAUACCAUUGUGAUGUCUGUGGGAAAUCUUUUUCUCAGAAUGGUGUUUUAACUAAGCACAAACGCAUUCAUACAGGCGAGAGACCUUAUCAUUGCGACAUAUGUGAUAAAUCGUUUUCCGGAAGUAGUGACUUAACUAAACAUAAGCAUAUCCAUACAGGUGAGAAACCAUAUCAGUGUGAUACGUGUGGUAAAUCAUUCUCUCUAAAUCAACACUUAAUCAAACACAAACACAUUCAUACAGAAGUGAAACCAUAUCAGUGCGAUGUCUGUAGUAAAUCAUUCUCCCAGAGUGAGAAACUGGCUACUCACAAAUGCAUUCAUACAGGGGAGAAGCCAUAUCACUGUGAGGUCUGUGAUAAAUCAUUCUCCAAAGCUUGUAAUUUGAUUACACAUAAACGUAUACACACAGGUGAAAAGCCAUAUCACUGUGAUAUCUGUGAUAAAUCGUUCUCAGGAAGUAGUAACUUAACUAAACAUAAGCGUACUCAUACGGGAGAGAAACUGUAUCACUGCGAUGUAUGUGACAAAUUAUUUUCGCAAAGCAAUGACUUGAGUAUACACAAACGUAUUCAUACAGGAGAGAAGCCAUAUCAUUGUGAUGUCUGUGGUAAGUCAUUCACUGGAAGUAAUAACUUAGCUAAGCACAAGCGUAUUCAUACGGGGGAGAAGCCAUAUCACUGUGAUGUCUGUGGUAAAGCCUUCACUAGAAGUAGUGAUCUGAAUAAACAUAAACGCAUUCAUACAGGAGAGAAGCCGUAUCAGUGUGAUAUUUGUAGUAAACCAUUCUCUAGAAGUAGUGACUUAACUAAACACAAAUCUAUCCAUACAGGAGAGAAGCUAUAUCGCUGUGAUGUCUGUGAUAAAUCAUUUUUUGUAAACAGUGACUUGACCAAACAUAAGCGUAUUCACACAGGAGAGAAACUAUAUCGUUGUGAUGUCUGUGGUAAAUCGUUUUCUGGAAGUAGUGACUUGACUAGGCAUAAACGUCUUCAUACAGGGAAAAAGCCGUUUCAGUGUGAUAUCUGCAGUAAAGCAUUCGCUCGAAGUGAUGAUUUGACUAAACACAUACGUAUCCAUACAGGGGAGAAACCGUAUCAGUGUGAUAUCUGUGGUAAGUCUUUCUCUCAGAAAAGUAACCUAACUACCCAUGUAGUUAGUCAUACAGGAGUGUAACCGCAUCAGUGUCUGAGUUGAUUACAACACAGUAACAAACGUUUUGACCCUUUGGCAUUCAAACCAGCCAUAUCCAGCCUAAAUAUUCAACCUGUUUUAUGGUCAAACCAGCCGGAUGCAGUCUCUCAUACCUACUCCACAGUGUCCUAAAAAUAAGGAAUCUCAUCAUGAAAAUCUCAGAACUACAAGAUAAUGUACGAUCAAUUGAAAAUAAUGUGAAUAAGUAGGUAUUACAUUUGACAGGAUAAUCUGAAUGCUAAAGGGUUAAGCCCAUUUUUUCUGCCGAUGGAAGGGCAACUUUGUGGCCCUACCAAUAACUCUAAAUAUAUUCACUAUGGUUCCCUUUCCAAGGUAGAAUUUUGUGGCUGAAGUCAUACCAAUCCAUUCAGUUUUCUUCACAGGGAUAUGGCAUACCUAUUUAAAAUCUAGAUACAGCAUUCUUACCAAAGUUCUUUCUAUGAAAGAAUAUAUAAAACCGUAAACAUUUACACACAGAAAAGUGGAGGUAACUGUUGACUUUCCCCAAACUAUAUUUUAUAUAACUACAACUAUAUCUGUAUUGGUGAAGUAAAUUUCUAUCUUGAUAUUUUUAAUAAGAAUUUUCUUCCAGAAUACUCAAAUACAUAUUCCAUCUAAAAUAUUUGCAGAAAGAGAAAAAAUUAUCCUGGAUUGACAUUGCGAGUGAAUAACUGAAAAUCUAUUCUCAUAUAUCAAUAAUAAUGUUGUACAAUUAUUAUGAAUAAAUACAAAAAAAA